Messenger RNA from Poeciliopsis prolifica (blackstripe livebearer), 1039 nucleotides. RefSeq lists its product as uncharacterized. The transcript is spliced from 5 exons. The coding region runs from base 1 to 1032 and encodes 343 amino acids. The record is from RefSeq and is a predicted model, not a curated record. Gene Ontology annotation, biological process: response to bacterium. NCBI's taxonomy places the organism in Eukaryota, Metazoa, Chordata, Actinopteri, Cyprinodontiformes, Poeciliidae.
AUGACGCCUGCACAUUUCGUCUUCUGGCUGACAUGCCUGCUCCUGGUGAACAUGGCUCAGACAAAAAACGUCUCCUCGGCUGUCCGUCAGAACAGCAGCGUCUUGUCAGCUGAAGCUGGAGAGACUUUGACUUUGGAAUGCUCCUAUGAAACUGAUGAGGCUGCCAAGUUCAGCUGGUAUAAGCUAACCUUGGGACAAAAACCACAACUCAUUUCCACUGUGUUCAAAUAUGGACAGCUUACUUUUUACAACGAAUUUAAAAACAAUCCACGUUUCAGCCUGGACUCUGGAAAAGGUAAAAACCACCUGAUUAUUACCGAGCUGCAGCCUUCAGACGCAGCAACUUACUACUGCUCCAGUGGUUACUUGUUUGAUUUCAAAUUUGGAAAUGGCACUACGGUGUUCGUGAAGGGUUCAGACUCGAACAUGCAGACUCUGGUCCAUCAGGUAGAAUAUGAGGCCGUCCAGCUGGGAGGUCAUGUGAAUCUAACCUGUACAGUGGAAACUGGGAGCUGUGAUGGAGAACACAGUGUUUACUGGUUCAGGAACAAUGGAGAAUCAGUUCCAGGACUCCUUUACAGCCACAGGAACGAUCAGUGUGGACGGAAAACUCGGGAGCAAACCCGUUCAUGUCUGUACAGCCUGCUGCUGCAGAACCUGACUGGGUCUCAGGCUGGAUCUUACUAUUGUGCUGUGGUUUCCUGUGGACACAUAGUGUUUGGAAAUGGAACCAAACUGGGCUUUAAAGAUGAGGUCAAUUCUCUGCAUCUUCUUACUGGAGCUUUGGCCUUCACUUCCACCUUGAGUUUCUUUCAAGCUCUCUUGUUGUUCAGGAUAUAUAAGAGAAAGAACUCCAACACCUCAGAACCUCAUGCCAGACUCUCCCAUCCUGACACAAGAACUGCAGAGAGGGAAGACCAAGAUGAAGAACUCCAGUAUGCAGGUUUGAGGCUCCAGAAGGUUCACACUUCAACAAGACAAGACCAGAGAAAUACAAUGACUGACUGUGUGUACUCUGCUAUAAAGAAAUAAAACUGGA